ACAUACUUUAGAUUCUAAAGUAGUUAGUUUUAUGUUCAAUGGGUAAAAAAUUUAAGUUUCAACUUAUGAUUCAUUUUCUCGUUCUAAUUACGUCAUGGAUUUGAUUUUUAGGAGGAAGGACCGAGUCCAACUACAGCUGGAAUGUCUUGGCGAAGAGCACGUGGGCUAUCAACGGCUGGAUUAUCCUAUCUUAAAGCUAAGUAUUGUUGGUGGACGGCCAUUUUCUUGUGGUGGUGAGCAGUUGUGUAGGACAAGGCUGCUGGCUGCAAGAUUUGGCGUCCAUGACAUGGAAGGAAGUGCAAAGAGAAUCUAUGAAGCUGCUUUAGGCACACCCGAUGGUCAUUUGAUUAUAUUUCUUGCUCAUAAUGGUCCCACAGGUCUAGGUUCUAAUGUGAACGACAUCUGUGGGAGAGAUUGGGUGUUUGGAGGUGGUGACCACGGUGAUCCAGACUUAGCAUGUGCUAUUUCCCAGUUGAAGGAGACAACCAAAUUAUCUAUCCCUUUGGUUGUGUUUGGUCACAUGCACAAAGAACUGGCUUAUGGAAAUGGAAUUCGAAAGAUGAUAGUGGUUGGGGCUGACAACACUAUAUACCUAAAUGGUGCCAUUGUUCCUAGAGUUAAAAGAUUGGUGGCUGAUGAACAAGCUACAAACAGAAAAACCUUAAUGAAUAAUGAAACCUCAGUUUCUACACCAAAUGCAAUAGGCACGGUACGAGCUUUCACUUUGGUAGAGAUAUCGGAUGGAAAAUUGAAGAAGAUAGCAGAAGCUUGGGUUUCUGUUAUCGGAGACAAGACAGCAUUAGAAGAGGAGUGCAUACUAUACAGCAGAGGUCGAGGCACCGAGAUUUCUGUGUAGUGGAUUCCCUUUUAGCAUGGCUUGUCAUACACUUGAGGUGACUUAACCUUUUGUGUCCAUUGCCCUUGCAUGACCUAUAUAUAUUAACGAGAUGCAUGCUUUCGAUACCCAUAUGUAUAUUUACUGUUUUGCCCCUUCAUAGAAAUAUAUUUUCUUUGUGCUAUAGCAUGUUACCUUGCAGCACUGAUUUGUUGAUCGAUUUGUGUUCCCAAAAUCUGAAACGCGAUUGUGGUUAUGAUUCAUAGAA
Messenger RNA from Camellia sinensis, 1103 nucleotides. Lineage: Eukaryota; Viridiplantae; Streptophyta; Magnoliopsida; Ericales; Theaceae. The record is from RefSeq and is a predicted model, not a curated record.